Messenger RNA from Exophiala viscosa, 1404 nucleotides. RefSeq lists its product as uncharacterized. Bases 429 to 1178 code for a protein of 249 amino acids. NCBI's taxonomy places the organism in Eukaryota, Fungi, Ascomycota, Eurotiomycetes, Chaetothyriales, Herpotrichiellaceae. The record is from RefSeq and is a predicted model, not a curated record. The transcript is spliced from 2 exons.
GUGCAAACAACCUUUCCCCAGCCAUGCGGCAACAAGGCUGUGCUGCUUGCCCUAACACGAUGCCCGCUUUCCCAGUGACAGUGACAGCAGCGACCAUGGUCCGCCUGAUCCUGCUCGUGGGGUGCAAAAGUAUAUCUUUUCCUUCCCUGCCUCUCUUUUGAUUGUGGCUCUUGCUUUCUUCUCCAGACUACAACCUGUCAAUCCCAAGUCCACUUCACGUCAACCGAGCACGAGGCACUAGAUAGUCCUCUUUGACGAAAGCAAACCCCACAGUCUACUCGUCACCGUCCUCAAGAUGAAGUCUUUCGCGAUCGCAGCAGCCUUGUUCGCCAGCACCUCUUUCGCAUGGCUCCCUUCCUGCGCCGUAUGUAAUCCCAGUCCUCGUCUCAUGGCCCGAAAGCUGACACCAGACCCAGUGGAAUGACUGUAUGGGAAGCUGGGAUGGAUCUUCCUGCACAUCAAGUAGUGGUUGGGACUGCCUUUGCUCCAAUCAAACCGCCAUCUCUCAACUGAACACCUGUGUCGCUACCUCCUGCACAAACACCACAGAUCAAGAAGCUAUCUUCGGCGCAGUCGCACAACUCUGCGCCAAUGCCGGCGUGACUGUCACCGCUUCUCAGGAAGCUUCCUUCAGUGCUACAUCCGGUGGCUCUGCCUGGCCUUCCCAGAUCACUGCUGCCCCCGGCUUCGGCCCUGGCGGCAACUGGAACUCUGGUGCAUGGUCCAGCUGGAUCUCCGCUGCCUCUACUGGCUUGCCCUCCGCACCCUCCGGCUGGGGCGGCCAAGGUGGCUGGGGCGGACCAGGCGCAUGGGGAGGUCAUGGUGGUUCAGGCUCCGGCGCUCCUUUCGGUGGACCUUGGGGCACACUUGCAAGCGGUAUUCCAUGCAAUCAAUGGACUACCUGGACCGCUGGCUGGGGACCUUUCUCCUCUUGGACCGGUACCUGGUCUGGCUGCAGCAGCACCACAGCUUCUCCUAUCCCAGCGACCAUCACGACGACCAUCACCACCAGUGGAAGCACUGAAGUCGUCACUGGCACCACCUUCGGUAUCCAGGCUGUUGCAGCUGCCACCACAACAGGAAGCUCUGGCAGCAGCAGUGGUGCCUCUUCGCUUCGUGGCCUUGGUGCUUGCGGUGCUGUCGCCGCGGCCAUCUUCGCCGCUAUGGUUGCUUUGUAAAGUGCUUGAAAAGCUUGGUUGAGCGCCAUCUCUCAUUAUAUCUUGACGAUACCAUGCAUUUACAGGCCUAGGGAAGCGUUGCGGAUUUGGGAACUUUUGCGACAUGAGAUUGAUGACUUUUUAUGCUGAGCUUAUGAAUGGCUUGUAUUGCUACCGGGACAUUAUGGAGUUUCAUUGAUAAUGCUACAUAGCCCUAGACAAUCUCAAAUCGAUGUUCAAACAUCUG